Puccinia graminis f. sp. tritici CRL 75-36-700-3 is the source of this 1644-nucleotide messenger RNA. RefSeq lists its product as uncharacterized. The transcript has 6 exons. Gene Ontology annotation, biological process: chitin catabolic process; carbohydrate metabolic process. Bases 1 to 1644 code for a protein of 547 amino acids. Gene Ontology annotation, molecular function: chitin binding; chitinase activity. Gene Ontology annotation, cellular component: extracellular region. Lineage: Eukaryota; Fungi; Basidiomycota; Pucciniomycetes; Pucciniales; Pucciniaceae. The record is from RefSeq and is a predicted model, not a curated record.
AUGAGAUCGAAGCCAGCCGGUGUGACUCGGAUGAGUUCGAUUCCCACCCCCAUCGUCGAGUCGCGUCGACCCCGAUCCAAGUUGAGGCUUCAUCCGCUCAUCGGUUAUGCGGUCAUCAGCGCAUUCAUCCUACUCGCCAAUUUGGACUUCUUCCCCAUCACCGCCCACGCCCUCUCUACCUCGUCCUAUUACCGUGCUCACAAGCCAAAAGCCGCUGCAAAGCAUAUCAUGCAUUCCCAUUACUCGGGCGCUGAGCCUGAGCCUGCUGAACCUCCAACUGCGGAUUCGGAUUCCAGCUACAAUGAUACCGACUCUCAGGAGACGUACAAGAAUGGUGCGGUCUCAGCUACCUAUUUCGUGAAUUGGGCUAUCUAUGGCCGCCAUCACUUCCCUUGGGAGGUCCCUGUGGAAUCGGUGACCCACGUGUUCUAUGCGUUUGCAAAUGUGAGACCUGAGUCGGGUGAAGUGUACCUGACUGACUCUUGGGCAGAUGAACAAAUACAUUGGGCCGACAGAGGUGACAGUUGGAAUGAUUCCGGGAAUAAUCUCUAUGGCUGCUUCAAUCAAUUCCGCCAGCUGAAGCAAAAAAACAGACAUCUCAAGCUUAUUAUUUCGAUUGGAGGUUGGUCUUACAGCGCCAACUUUGCUCCCGCGACCAGCUCGCCGGAAAAACGACAGAAGUUUGUAGACUCAGCGAUUGCGAUCGUCGAAAAUUAUGGCCUUGAUGGACUUGAUUUGGAUUGGGAAUACCCCACCAAUGAUAAGGAGGCCGACCAAUUAGUGGACGUACUACGCCGGGCUCGUAGUGGACUUAACAAACUCAAGCAGAAGAAAAAUGACCAAAGUCCCUACGUCCUCACUAUAGCCGCUCCAUGUGGCCCCAAUCAUUACAAGCAGCUUCACCUCAAGGAGAUGACUCGUUAUUUGUCAUUCAUCAACUUGAUGGCGUAUGACUAUGCAGGAUCAUGGGAUACACUUUCUGGCCAUCAAGCGAAUCUUCAUCUGACCAACUCAUCUGCCGUGAACCAGGGCAACUUUUCCACAGCUGCUGCUGUUGAGUACUACAUGUCUCAAUCGGUCCCUGCCUCGAGUCUCGUCGUUGGCAUGCCCCUCUAUGGUCGCUCGUUCCUCAAUACCAAGGGGAUUGGUCAAGCUUACAACGGUCUUGGCCAAGGAAAUUGGGAGCCAGGAAUUUACGACUACAAGACGAUCCCCAUGGACAACGCGAAAUUGGUUGAAGAUAUGAAGGCCGUAGGAGCAUACACUUACAACCCAUCCAAUCAGGAACUCAUCACUUUCGACACCCCCAACACGGUUCGCCGGAAGGUAAAGUAUAUCGAGAAGCACGGCCUCGGCGGAGUCAUGUGGUGGGAGAGCUCUGGCGACAAACAAAAUUCGGAUGGGGCCCUGAUUCCCCUGGCGGCGAAACUUUUAGGCAAACUUGAUUCGACGCCAAAUCAUCUCAGCUAUCCUGGUAGUAAGUGGGACAACCUGAAAAGCAACCACCCUCCAUCCAACUCUUCUGUCACGCCAUCGGGUGGAUACCGUGCUCACAACCAACACCGAGCCCAUAAAACCCAUCACAAACAUAGCGUGCAUCAUCACAAAGUAAAACAAUACCAUCCGGUGCAGGGCAGCUAUUAA